CCACUCCACUCCAUCCGUGUGGGUACACCACACCGUACACGGUUCCCUCGCCUCUCCGAGAGGCGCACGAGAAGAAGCUCAGGCGAAGCGCGAGGCAGAGAAGAGGAUGCCGUGACGGCGGAAACGAAGAAGCCGAGAGAGGGAGGGAGAAGCGAAGCCUUUACAUAUACCCGGCCCCGUCCCAAUGCCCACGGCUUCCGCCGCAUCAGAUCCCAAACCCUAACCCUAGUCGGCCGUCCGUCCGUCCGUCCGCGGGUCCGACGCCGCCGCCGGUGACGCGCGCGAUCGGGCGCCGACGCCUGCUGACGCGCUGUGUGCCGCGUCCGUGAUUCUCUCGCCGCGCAAGGAAUCGUUGCAAAGGGGGAGCUCUGUGCCCAAUCCAAUCCCCUGGCCGCAGCGACGCGCGGCCGCUCGCCCGCGGAUCGGGGAGGGGAGGGAGGCAGGAGCGAGAUGCCGGGGGACGUCGCGACCUCGCCGGCGCCGGCGCCGCCGUCCGUGUCCUCGUCGUCGCAGAACCACCACCAUCACGGCCCCACCACCGCCCGCGGCCUCCUCUGCCACGCCGUCGCCGGCGCCUCCGCUGGUGUGGUGGCGGCGACCUUCGUGUGCCCGCUCGAUGUCAUCAAGACCAGGUUCCAGGUGCACGGCUGGCCCAAGCUUGCCACAGGCACAAUUGGAGGUAGUGUAAUUAUUGGGAGCUUACAGCAGAUUGCUCAACGGGAAGGUUUUCGGGGAAUGUAUCGUGGCCUCUCCCCAACAGUUCUUGCGCUCUUGCCUAACUGGGCGGUCUACUUUACUGUGUAUGAGCAACUUAAAAGCUUGCUUUCUUCCAAUGAUGGAAGUCAUCAACUUUCUUUAGGGGCUAAUGUUGUUGCUGCAUCAUGUGCUGGAGCUGCAACAACUAUUGUAACAAAUCCACUUUGGGUUGUGAAGACAAGAUUUCAGACCCAAGGAAUAAGAGCCGGGUCAAUCCCGUAUAAAGGUACACUUGCUGCCUUGAGAAGAAUAGCACAUGAAGAAGGCAUCCGAGGACUAUACAGUGGUCUGGUCCCUGCCUUGGCUGGUAUCAGCCAUGUUGCUAUUCAGUUCCCUGCAUACGAGAAGAUAAAAGCUUAUCUGGCUGAGCGAGAUAAUACUACUGUAGAAGCAUUGAGUUUUGGUGAUGUUGCUGUUGCUUCAUCUCUGGCUAAAGUAGCUGCAUCAACAUUGACAUAUCCUCAUGAGGUUGUUCGAUCAAGGCUGCAAGACCAGCGAGCACACUCUGAUGCCAGAUACAAAGGUGUAAUAGACUGCAUCAGAAAGGUUUAUCAUAAAGAGGGUGUGGCUGGCUUCUACCGGGGAUGUGCCACAAAUCUGUUGCGGACGACCCCUGCCGCAGUGAUAACUUUCACUAGCUUCGAGAUGAUCCACAGGUUCCUUAUUGAUCUAUUCCCUGCUGAACCUGAACCGCAAAUCCAUCCUCUAAAGCAUUGACCAUACAACACCUGUACCCUAUCCAUGCUGCCAUUGGAGAUUAGGACCCCAGUAACCAUCCAGCAAUGUUGUUACUGUGCCAGAUGUCUCUUGUAAAAGAGAGAGAGGUUUUUUCCCGGAUAUGCGACAGGUAGCUGCCAUUCAAAUCAAAAGUGAAACAAUAGUGUAGGCAGAGCAUUAGCAUCUCUGUAUGUAAUAGAUUUGUUAGCAUGCAUUUGGGGGGAGGUAUAUGUGGCGAUGUUGAGUAUGUUUUCUUGAUGAUGAUGAUGAAAAGAAAAGAAUGUUCCGAUUCCGACAUGAAGGAACGAUUGCUAUAUUCUUUUUCACACCAGUUGUGAAUCCGUGAUUCUCGACCCUAUAAUAAUAUCUUGUGGCAAUUUGCCGGAGUAUGUGAUAAA
This is a messenger RNA of Sorghum bicolor (sorghum), 1871 nucleotides long. RefSeq names its product nicotinamide adenine dinucleotide transporter 1, chloroplastic. Gene Ontology annotation, biological process: NAD transmembrane transport. The coding region runs from base 451 to 1473 and encodes 340 amino acids. Gene Ontology annotation, molecular function: NAD transmembrane transporter activity. Lineage: Eukaryota; Viridiplantae; Streptophyta; Magnoliopsida; Poales; Poaceae. The record is from RefSeq and is a predicted model, not a curated record. The transcript is spliced from 9 exons.